Rhizophagus irregularis DAOM 181602=DAOM 197198 is the source of this 1587-nucleotide messenger RNA. RefSeq lists its product as uncharacterized. Lineage: Eukaryota; Fungi; Glomeromycota; Glomeromycetes; Glomerales; Glomeraceae. The record is from RefSeq and is a predicted model, not a curated record.
AUGACUUUGCCUUAUUUAACAGAUGAUUGUAUUUAUUACAUUUUACAACACCUUCAAAAUGAUUGUUCAACUUUAUUUAAAUGUUUAUUGGUUAAUCGAUUUUGGUGCAGAUCAACUAUUCCUUUGCUUUAUGCAAAUCCUUUUGCAAAUAUAACUGAAAAAAAAUAUUCAAUAACCUUGACCUUAAUUUUUUGUUUUAAUAAAGCAGAAAUUUUACAAUUGAAGAAUCAACUGGGAUUUAGCCAGAUUAAUAAUAUUAAUAUUGAUAAAGAACACAACCCUUUAUUCGAAUAUCCAAAAUAUUUGGAAAAUUAUGAUAGUAAUUUAAUAAUUAUUGUUAUUUAUAGAUGGUUUGCUAAAUAUUAUUUUUGGAUAUUAGGUCAUCAAAAAAUAUAUCAUGAUAUUAUUCCGAUAUUUCAUCAAUCAAUUUUACGUCAAAGUAGAAAUAUUAAACGAUUAGAUAUUUUGUUAUAUUUAUUAUAUAAAGAAAGUUUUAAAAAUUUUAAUUUUCAAAAUUUCACUUCAAAUUUAACAAAAUUAAAUUCAUUAUCAUUAAAUUUUUAUUUAAAAGGUACUGUUAAUAAAGAAAUUGAACAAGAAUUUUUAAGGAAUAUAGCAAAUAUCUGUACAAAUUCUAGAAAAUUAAUAAUUAAGCUUCCUCAGAUUCGAAGACCGCCAUUUCAACAUCAUGACACUUCCAAUAAUUUGAUCAAUACUACUACUACUUUAGAAAAGCUUUGUACAAUUAUUCAAGUGCAAAACAAACUUAAAAUGUUUAAGAUAUGGAGAUGUAAUUCUUUAUUAAAUAACAUUCUUUUGUCUUUAGAAUUUCAAAAGCAUUCUUUAGUUCGUGUUGAAUUUACAUUAUGUGACUUUAGUAACGUUAGUUUAAAAAGAUUUAAUGAUUUAUAUAAUUUAAAAUAUUUAAAAUUUAUAUUUUGUAAAGGUAUAUUAUUAUAUCAAUGUGAGGGAUUAAAUUUUUCUUCAUUUAAACUCAAGGAACUAUCAUUUAUACGCGAUUAUUGGAAUGUUAAUGUCACAUCUUUAAUGAUCAAAUAUCUAGGUGUAUCAUUACAAAGUUUAUUCGUUGAAAACCCGAUAAUUUCUCUUAUUGAAAAUAUAUCAACGUAUUGUCCAAAUCUUAUUUUUUUAAAAAUAAGAAUUUAUUUACAUGUCGAUUUAUCAGUGAUACAACUUUUUAAAAAUUUAAGAACAAGAUUAUUAAGUAUUACUAUUUCUUAUAAUGUUGAUAAAUUUUUUAUAAAUUUAGCAAAUAAUAUACCUAUUAAUAUUAGAGAAAUUUCUAUUUAUAUUUAUUCUCGUAUUCCCAAUAAGUUUUUAAAAUUUAAGGAAUUUUUAGAGAAUUGUCAUAAUAGUUUUGAAAUGAUUAAUUUAAAUCAGAUUAUUGGAUUAGAAUUACUUAAAAUUGUUUUAAAUUAUAUUGAAAGAAGUAACAAUAGUUUAAAAGUUCUUGGUAUGAAAUUGGAUAAAAAAUUGAAUGAUGAAGAAUUAAAAUUGUUGAAUCGAAUUAAAGCUAAAGAAGUUAAAAUAGUGGAAUUUAGUGAAUCAAAUUAUUAUAGGAGUUAA